Messenger RNA from Trichophyton verrucosum HKI 0517, 585 nucleotides. RefSeq lists its product as uncharacterized. The record is from RefSeq and is a predicted model, not a curated record. The transcript has a single exon. NCBI's taxonomy places the organism in Eukaryota, Fungi, Ascomycota, Eurotiomycetes, Onygenales, Arthrodermataceae. The coding region runs from base 1 to 585 and encodes 194 amino acids.
AUGUGGAAUAUUUCGUUUCAAGAUGAUAGAGGAUUGCUACUUUGGGAAAUGCCCUCUAUGAUCUCGAUCGACAAAGGAAGGGACUUUACUAGAGAAUACCCCCUAUUCUCCACUUACAUUCAUUUCCUUGACACAGAGACUGCCCAUUUGCAGAUGCUUUACUGGACUGCUCAGCUGCUGAUUUGCAACAACCUUUGGUUGGUAUACCAGUUUGUGUCAGGACAGGAGAAUAGAUCCUGGCAUAAAUUAAAUGAGCCGAUACUCAACUCGCGCCUGGAUGUUAGUGAUGGGGUUCCUUAUCGCAUGCCUGAAUUGCCAUUAUCCGCUUACGAACUACGCGCGAUCGCUGUCAAUGUUGCUCGGUCUCUGGAAUAUUUCCUUACUCCAGAAUUGAUGACGAUCGGAGUAACUAUGUUCGCUUUCCCAGUUACUGUUUCUUUGGGAUAUUUCCAAUAUUUUGACCUCCCUGAAGCAAAGUGGUUUGAUUUUGUUUUUGAGCAUAUUCUGAAUUCUUCCGGUAUAGAUGUAGGCGGAUUCCUUGACGCUGUUGCUAACGAAAAUUCACUCCGCCUGGUUAAGAUUUAG